UUAUUUGCUUGGUUACUUAUUUAUAUAGUAGCUUAUUAACAUGCUUGCCCACUUGAGGGGCCGUGGUAGAGAAUGGCCGAAGUGACCCUCGCAGCCCUUCCUGUCAGCUGGUAUCCUGCGGCUCACAACCAUGGUCUUCUAUUUCACUAGCAAUGUUGUGGACCCUCCAGUCAGACUGUUCAUGGGAAAUGACAAAUAUGAAAACGAGGACCUUAUCAAGUGGGGCUGGGAGGAAGAUGUGUGGUUCCAUGUGGACAAAGUUUCAUCAGCCCAUGUCUACCUCAGGCUCAAUCCAGGCCAGACUAUUGAUGACAUCCCCAUGGCAGUGAUAGAAGAUGCUGCUCAGCUCUGCAAAGCAAACAGUAUCCAGGGCAAUAAGAUGAACAACGUGGAUGUGGUCUACACACAGUGGUCCAACCUGCGCAAAACUCCAGGGAUGGAUGUUGGUCAGGUUGGCUUCCAUAGUGAAAAAGAGGUUCGUAAAAUUCGUCUAGAGAAGCGCAUAAAUGAAAUAGUGAAUCGACUAAACAAGACCAAAGUUGAGUCCCAUCCCAACUUCAGACAAGAAAGAGAAGAGAGAGAUCGCCAGGAACGUAAUUUAGCUAAGAAAGAGCUCAAGGAGAAGCAACAGAAAGAAAAGGAGGAAUUAGAAAGAAGAAAAAAGGAACAAGAGCUCAGAAAUUACACAUCACUGUUUUCAUCUGCCAGCAUGAAGACCAACAAAGAUGCAGCUGAUGAGGAUUCUGAUGAUUUUAUGUGAUAUUCCAACAAGCAGUGUGUUGACCUAUAAGGGUGCAUGUUGUUAAAACCAUGAACUUUUGUUACAUGGGAUAUCAAAGGAAUGCAUAGAGAAGGCUUUACUCACCAAAGAGGUGACAAUGACACCUCUGCUUUGGUUGUGAUAGUGGUGUAGGCAGAUAGGUAUGACUCACCAUUCACUCAUAUCAUGCAAGGUGGUCAACAGGUGAUAUCUUGUGCCCUUCAAUUGCUGGACUAUAGAAAUUGAAUAUAUAACAUUAAACUUUUUGUAUUUUCUUACAUAUGACAAAAUGGCUCUUUUCUUUUUCUUAUAUAUACUUAUUUAUGGUGUUUUCAAGAGUACUUUUUUACACUUUCAUUUGGCAGCAUAUUGUUAUGGCAAUAAUAAGGAGGUCUUAUCAUUAACUAAAUUACUUUAUAUAUGCUUAAUGUGCAUUAUUUGAAACUAGAUUUUUACUUUUUUUUAAUUCAGUGGACAUUUGAGGGAGAAUGCUGUUUGUGUGCCAAGAUAAUGGGAUGUUUAAGAUACAUUUACAGGUUUUGUGAUAUGGGAUGAGUAUUGUCAGGCUUACUUCUUUGGUUGAGCCCUCAGUAUCAAAACUUUAGUGAUGACAUGAGCAACUGGAAACAAUCUGGACUAACCAAGUUCUUUAGUUCUUGAGAUAGAACUACAUCUCAAGCUAGCUAUACCAGUUAUGACAUGUCAAGUAGCACUGUGGGCAUAUUCCCUCUUCCUGUCCAUGGCCUUCACAUUGGUAGGCCUCAUUGUUGUCAUUAAAAAUGAGAAUAUGGAAAAA
Scylla paramamosain (green mud crab) is the source of this 1556-nucleotide messenger RNA. Its product is annotated as coiled-coil domain-containing protein 25-like. Lineage: Eukaryota; Metazoa; Arthropoda; Malacostraca; Decapoda; Portunidae. The record is from RefSeq and is a predicted model, not a curated record. Bases 131 to 760 code for a protein of 209 amino acids. The transcript is spliced from 7 exons.